Molecule: messenger RNA, 3582 nt
Organism: Spinacia oleracea (spinach)
Lineage: Eukaryota; Viridiplantae; Streptophyta; Magnoliopsida; Caryophyllales; Amaranthaceae
Product: kinesin-like protein KIN-7K, chloroplastic
Exons: 24
Coding region: 355-3369 (1004 amino acids)
Biological process (GO): microtubule-based movement
Molecular function (GO): microtubule motor activity; ATP binding; microtubule binding
Source: RefSeq, a predicted model, not a curated record
CGAAAAUCCUCCCUACUUUACACUCUAGCUGGACGUUGUUGUUCGCAUUCAAGACUUCAAGUCCAUUUUCUCUCUCCUAAAAAGUGGAUUAUUGGGGGAAAAUUUGCAACGAGAAUCGCUUCGAAGGCAAGCUAGAAAAGUCGAAACAAACCCUAACCCCAGCGAUUUUGUUGUUACGAAGGAGAGAGAAACUGAAAAGGAGCGCUCACAUUUUUAUUCGAUAUCACUGAUUACGAUUGCUUUCCUCACCAGCUCACCUUUUUAGAUCUCUUUAAAUUACUCAACUUUUUCCAGCAAUGUUGAUAUAAUUUUUCAUCUUUAUUCCGAGUUAAUUUUGCUUAAUUUGAAGUGGAGAUGGCGUCAAAGUACAGCUCUAAAACGAGAAAAACGGUGAAUUCUGCAUCAACUUCAACCACAUCGUCGUCGAAGCAGUUUCUAGAAACUUCGGUUGAGUGUCAGACUUCGCCGGUGUCGUCGUCGGCGAGGAGUAAGCCUCAUCAUCAAUACUUCCACUCGGUUAGUCCUGCUGUUGAUACUGAUAAAUUGAAGGAGAAUGUCACCGUCACGGUUCGCUUUCGUCCACUCAGUCCUAAGGAAAUCCGGCAGGGAGAGGAAAUUGCGUGGUAUGCUGACGGCGAGACAGUUGUGAGGAGUGAGCAUAAUCCGUCAAUAGCUUACGCCUAUGACCGAGUAUUUGGGCCCACCACCACGACACGACAUGUUUAUGAUGUUGCUGCUCAGCAUGUUGUCAAUGGUGCGAUGGAGGGCAUCAAUGGCACUAUGUUUGCUUAUGGUGUGACCAGCAGUGGGAAGACUCACACAAUGCAUGGAGAUCAGAGAUCCCCUGGAAUCAUACCUUUGGCUGUGAAGGAUGCUUUUAGUAUCAUCCAAGAGACUCCUAGCCGGGAAUUUCUCCUUCGCGUGUCAUAUAUAGAGAUAUAUAAUGAGGUUGUAAAUGACUUAUUGAAUCCAGCCGGACAGAAUCUAAGAAUCAGAGAGGACCAUCAGGGAAUCUUCAUCGAAGGAGUGAAAGAGGAGGUGGUGCUGUCCCCUGCACACGCAUUGUCAUUGAUUGCUGCUGGUGAAGAACAUAGGCAUGUUGGUUCCACCAACUUCAAUCUUCUUAGCAGCAGAAGUCAUACAAUAUUUACUCUGACUAUUGAGAGCAGUCCUUGUGGUGACAACAGCGAAGGAGAAGCUGUUAACCUCUCUCAGCUGCAUCUCAUCGAUCUGGCAGGUUCCGAGAGCUCCAAAGCCGAGACCACCGGUGUCCGGCGGAAGGAAGGGUCUUAUAUAAACAAAAGCCUGCUGACUCUUGGAACAGUCAUAUCGAAAUUAACAGAAGGCAGGUCUACACAUAUACCAUACAGGGAUUCCAAAUUAACUAGGCUGCUUCAAUCCUCAUUAAGUGGUCAUGGACGUGUUUCACUCAUUUGCACUGUAACUCCUGCAUCAAGUAAUGCAGAGGAAACACAUAACACACUGAAGUUUGCACAUCGUGCAAAAUGUAUUGAAAUCCAAGCAGCACAAAAUAAGAUAAUUGAUGAGAAGUCACUUAUAAAGAAGUAUCAGAGUGAGAUUCGCUUGCUAAAGGAAGAAUUGGAACAGUUGAAGAAGGGUAUUCUCUGUGUUCCUCAACAUAAAGUCAGUGGAGGAGAAGAUAUUGUGUUAUUAAAACAGAAGCUAGAAGAUGGCCAGGUCAAACUGCAAUCACGCUUGGAAGAAGAGGAAGAAGCUAAAGCAGCUCUCUUGUCUAGAAUACAACGGCUGACAAAAUUAAUAUUGGUCUCCACUAAAUCUUCUCAGUCGUCAAGGUUGCCAAACCGUUCUGGUCCAAGGAGAAGGCAUUCCUUUGGGGAAGAAGAGCUUGCUUAUCUUCCACACAAGAGACGGGAUAUGAUUCUGGAUGAUGAGAACAUUGACUUGUACAUUGGGCAUGAUGGAAAUGCUGAGAAUCCAGAUGACACAUCAAAGGAGAAGAAGUCUCGGAAAAAUGGGCUUUUAAACUGGCUAAAGAUUCGGAAGAAAGACAGUAGCUUGGGUGCUAGCAGUGACAAGUCAAGUGUGGUGAAAUCAAAUAGUACACCUUCAACCCCACAAGCAGAAAGUGUUAAUCUCAAUGCAGAAUCCAGAGUUUCUCAGUCUCUGCUUACUGAAAGGACUAAUUCUACGGAACUUUCACCUUUGGCUGGACAGGACAGAGAAACUCAUGAGGAUUUUUCUGGACAGGAGACACCUCUGACAAGUACAAAAUCAGUCGAUCAGAUUGAUCUUCUCAGGGAGCAGAAAAAGAUUCUGUCUGGUGAGGUUGCACUUCAUUCAAGUGCUUUGAAACGUUUGUCUGAAGAAGCAGCAAAAAAUCCCAAGAAGGAGCAGAUCCAUAUCGAAAUAAGGAAACUAAGAGAAGAAAUCAGGGCUAAAAAUGAACAAAUAGCUUCCCUUGAGAAGCAAAUUGCUGAUACUGUGGCUGCCAACUAUGACAAGAUGGACGAUUCUGAAAUGUCACAAACUGUUGCUGAACUUGUGAGCCAAUUGAAUGAGAAGUCUUUUGAACUGGAGGUCAAAAUUGCAGAUAAUCGGAUAAUCCAAGAACAGCUGGACCAGAAGAUUGGCGAAGUUGAAACAUUACAAGGAGAGAUUAGUUCCUUGAAGCAGCAACUUUCUGAGGCCUUGGAAUCCAGAAAUCUAAACCAAUCAUUCAGUGAUCUGCAGCAGUGUGGGGGAAAGCAAUCCAUAUUUGAGGGAGUUGAGAUGAACAAGGAAAACAGGUCCUUGGUAGAUACGAGUGAAAAGUUGCUUUUGCGUGCCCAGUUCUCUGAGAUUGAAGAACUGAAGCAGAAAUUGACUGACCUAACUGAGACAAAGGAACAGCUAGAACAACGAAAUAAAAAGCUGGCAGAGGAGAGUUCAUAUGCCAAAGGAUUGGCUUCUGCUGCAGCUGUUGAAUUAAAGGCGUUGUCAGAGGAGGUUUCCAAGCUGAUGAAUCAGAAUGAAAAGCUUUCUACAGAGAUAACAACUUUAAAGAAUCCCCCCACUCAGCGUAGAUCAGUAGGAGCACCAAGAAAUGGAAGGAGAGAGAAUCAAGUGAAACGCCAUGAACAGGGCCCGAGCACCUCGGAUCUUAAGAAGGAGUUGGCCAUUAGCAAAGAGCGAGAGCUUGCAUAUGAAUCUGCCCUCCAAGAGAAGGACCAAAGAGAUGCAGAACUCCAGAAAAAAGUGGAAGAAUCCAAACAACGAGAAGCAUACUUAGAGAACGAACUUGCAAACAUGUGGAUUCUUGUGGCGAAGCUAAAGAAAUCACAAGGAGCCGAUUCUGAAAUCAAUGAGCCAGAGAGAGCCAGAGAGAGCCAGAGAACUGACAAUUGGUAAUUUUUUGACAAAUGUUUACAUUUGUUACAAAUUGUACAAAAGCUGGGGGAGGGGGUUGUAAAUUGAAAUGCGGAACUGUGGUUAGUAUCAGGGUUCUCUAACAAAUUCUUGUAGAUUUUGCUGUGAGUGCUUACGCGUGAGCUUUUUAUGUUAUUGAUACCCUGAUUCUGUUGUAAUUAAUGCCAAUCAAGUUCCCUUUUGGCUGAUUUCCCA